Molecule: messenger RNA, 3166 nt
Organism: Trachemys scripta elegans
Lineage: Eukaryota; Metazoa; Chordata; Testudines; Emydidae
Gene: CAMKK1
Product: calcium/calmodulin dependent protein kinase kinase 1
Exons: 13
Coding region: 158-1513 (451 amino acids)
Biological process (GO): protein phosphorylation; activation of protein kinase activity; CAMKK-AMPK signaling cascade
Cellular component (GO): cytoplasm
Molecular function (GO): calcium/calmodulin-dependent protein kinase activity; ATP binding; calmodulin binding
Source: RefSeq, a predicted model, not a curated record
CCCAGCCAGAGACCUAGAGCCGCAGCAGCUCUAGACCUUCCAGCAACCUGCCCAGAGAUCCACGUGGAGAAAAUCCUUCAUGCCACAUGUUUUCCGUGAGCCCUAAGACCACAGCUGUCCACAGUGUCAUCUGAGAUCCUGAGAGUCACACACAGUUAUGGGAGAUUCUCCAGCCGACACCACUGAUGAAGGUGCAGACACAUGCUGCAAAGACACUCAGACUGACCUGGCAGAGAGAGUAGCAGCCAUAGAUGUUGCUGUUGGGCCUAAUAUAGAUGACCAAAAUGUUCAAGAAGCAAUAGAAGAGAAUGACACAGUCUUUUCUGACAGUGUAGCAGACAUGCAGAGGAAUGGGAUCCAUAGUGACAUGGUAACAAAUGAAUCUUUACCUUCACAAGACCCAGAGGAUGUUAAUCAGAUGAAUGUUCCAAAGAAAGCUCCCACUAGGCCUGUUCUAUCCAGCAGAAAGUUGUCUCUUCAAGAAAGACCUACAGGAAGCUACCUGGCUUCUACCAAUGCUCCAGGCUAUGGUCCUUAUGCAACGGGACCUUUAACACAUAUCUCGCCACGUAUAGUGAGGAGACCAACGAUAGAGUCCAACCGGAUCGCCAUCUCAGAUUCUGAGGACUGUGUGCAAUUAAACCAAUACAAGUUGCAAAGUGAAAUUGGCAAGGGCUCCUAUGGUGUUGUGAAACUGGCCUACAAUGAGAGUGACGACAAGUAUUACGCUAUGAAAGUCCUCUCCAAAAAGAAGCUACUGAAACAGUAUGGAUUUCCACGUCGACCUCCCCCUAGAGGAUCCAAAGCAACUUCUGGUGGGCAGCCGAAACCAAUGGCACCACUGGAUAGAGUUUAUCAAGAAAUAGCCAUCUUAAAGAAACUGGACCAUAUCAACAUUGUGAAGCUGAUUGAGGUACUGGAUGAUUCUGCAGAGGACAAUCUGUACAUGGUGUUUGACCUUCUGCGUAAGGGUCCUGUCAUGGAGGUGCCAACUGACCAGCCAUUCACUGAAGAGCAGGCUCGGCUCUACUUUAAGGACAUUGUCUUGGGCAUAGAGUACUUGCACUAUCAGAAGAUCAUUCAUCGGGACAUCAAGCCUUCCAACUUGCUCUUGGGAGACGAUGGGCAUGUCAAAAUAGCUGAUUUUGGAGUCAGUAAUCAGUUUGAAGGGAAUGAUGCCCAGCUUUCCAGUACUGCCGGGACACCAGCCUUCAUGGCUCCAGAGGCAAUUUCAGAUUCUGGCAAAAGCUUCAGUGGAAAGGCACUUGAUGUAUGGGCCAUGGGAAUUACUUUGUAUUGCUUUGUAUAUGGGAAGUGCCCUUUUAUAGAUGAAUACAUUCUGUCUCUCCAUAACAAGAUCAAGAACAAGGCGGUGGAGUUCCCAGAUGAAAUCAAACCAACCCCAAUACAAUCCCCAGAGCACCAGCCCUGUCCAACACCCAUCUCACAGACAAGAGAAGAAAGGUGGGCCUUGCAGCAUGUCCUGAAUGCAGAAAAACUCUGGCUGUUGUGAACCUUAGGAGGAAGAAUAUUCCAAAGGUUUGGAGUGAAUGGAGAAUGCUCUGGAAUCUGCCCUCUCGGUUAUAGCCAAGGGGCUUCAGCUCGGGUGCCUCCGCUAACCAGAGUGUGGUACUACGUGCAAUGUUCACAAAUUCUGCUGAAGAAAGAUAUUUAUUCAAAUCCAAAUCCAGCAGUUCAGUAGCCUCAUCACUUAUGAUAAGCUAAUAGCGUUAGCAUGAAGUGAGUGGUUUUAGUGAAUAGCUGUAAUACAGUGAUGGAGGCUACCAGUACAUGGUGCCAUGAUUUCCAUGAGGAUUGUGUAUAGAGAAGGGAACUCUAGAAGAAAUGGAGGGAUAAUCAGAAGGCAGCUGCUGGAAGUAUAUAUGGCUGCAAUCUAUCUGUGAAACCUGCCGCUGUAGCAGAAUUCUUCAUCUCAAUCCUUGUAGUCUACUGGAGUGCUGAAGGGUUAAGAUAUUCUACUAACAUGGCCUGCUAAAAAGGCAUGAUAAAUAGAGACACACCAGAGAUACAGUAGGCUUACCAAGUGUUUAGAAACUGCAGUCUGCCUCUUUGGCAGUGCCCAGAAAGUAUCACAAGCCCUGGCAUCCCUAAUGGUUUUCAUAGUCCCUUUUUAUCACAACUUAAGAUCAAGGACUCUGUGACCAAUGAACCUAACACUUAAUGCAACUAAAUAGUAGUAAGGGAAAAUAAAUUGACUUAAGACUAUAUUAAAGAAGUCAAUAGUUCGAGAGGCUGGAAGAACAGAGAAACCCAUGGAAGCCACAUCCAGCAGGAUAAUAGUAUCAGUCUAGAGGAAUGUUUUCCAAGCUGGGACUUUCACCCUGCAGUAGUGGGUGGGCCACAAAUGUUCUGUUAUGCCCAAUAGUACAGUGAAAUAGUGACAUCUACAGCUGUCCUGUUGUCUGUCCCCUAUAGUAAUAAUGAGAGUAGUUUCAUGCUGUUUGUAACUAUGGGGUUGGGUUUUUCCCCUCAUGGAUGCUCAUCCAAAAAUUUGCUGUACAAAUGAGUCAGUUUAAAAAAUAAAUCGUUAAUAAUAUAUGAGGGAGCUAUCGUGGGAGCUCCUGUGAGAGUCAUGUUGGUACCAGUGAGUGCAGGAUGUUUGGGUAUUUUGUUUCUAGGGGAAGGGCAGAGACAGCAUGAACCCAGAAGGCUCACAAGGAUGAGUCCCAGGGGAUACAUGUGAAGGCUCUGUUCUCUUGACCCACAGAAAUCAGUUGUUCUAUUCCUGUCAGCUUGAACUAGCUAGCUGAAAAGUCUGUCUGCAGAUUUCUUAGACUCCUGGCUUCUAUCAGUAACCCCAUUAUGAUGUAAUAAAAUCAGCCAAAGCAAUACAAAGCAAAGUACUAGGGUAUGUGUGCCAGUGAUGUUUCCAGAGACAGACAUGAGAAGAUCCAAAUGAAUCAUCAAAUCUCAGCUUCCUAGAAUAAAAUAAAAUAUCAAAACCUCUGAUUCUCCCUUAGUUGAAGCAGCGCCCUACCUAAGCUACUGAGAUACUGCCAAGGGACAGAAAGUAUCAUUUCUUUCUUUUCUUCUCCCUUUGCAUGUACUGCAGUGUUGGAAUUGAAAUGAAUGCCAGUUUUACCUCAGAUAAAUAUUAUUUUUAUUAUUAUUUAUUAUUUGUAUUACUGUAGUGCCUAGUUUUGGA